Molecule: messenger RNA, 1206 nt
Organism: Drosophila willistoni
Lineage: Eukaryota; Metazoa; Arthropoda; Insecta; Diptera; Drosophilidae
Product: trypsin-1
Exons: 1
Coding region: 39-1166 (375 amino acids)
Biological process (GO): proteolysis
Molecular function (GO): serine-type endopeptidase activity
Source: RefSeq, a predicted model, not a curated record
UUGCCAAUUGCUAGUUGGCCAGAAAAGUUCUACCCAUAAUGAAAUCAAUUUAUUUAGUUGUAGUCUUAGUCUGUGCAGUGCUAGAUUUGGGGCACACAGCCACGCCCGGUUUAGCUGCUGUGCGUGCUUCAUCGGAGCCGGCAAAAAUUUUGGAAUCAUUGAGUAAUCUACGUCAGAAUAGUUUUCUCGAUUGGAUUGUGUCCAUAUUGGGACCAGAAUAUGCUGAUCCCAGUGGUGCUAGUAGCAGUGCCAUUCCCACAAAGAAGAAAGAAUGUCCAGCAUGUUCGUGUGGCAGCAUCAAUACCGGACAUCGUAUCGUAGGCGGACAGGAAACCGAAGUCCAUGAGUAUCCCUGGAUGGCCAUGCUAAUGUGGUUUGGUAGCUUCUAUUGUGGAGCCACUUUGGUCAAUGAUCAAUAUGCUGUGACUGCGGCUCAUUGUGUGAAUGGUUUCUAUCAUCGUUUGAUCACAGUUCGUCUGCUCGAGCACAAUCGUCAGGAUAGUAAUGUCAAGAUUGUUGAUAGACGUGUGGCCAGGGUUCUAGUGCACCCGAAUUAUAGUACACGCACCUUUGACAGUGAUAUAGCACUCAUUCGCUUCACUGAACCAGUGCGUUUGGGCAUCGAUAUGCAUCCGGUGUGUAUGCCAUUGCCGAAUGAGCAUUACGCUGGACAAACCGCUGUGGUCACAGGUUGGGGUGCCUUGAGUGAGGGUGGUCCCAUUUCCGAUACCCUUCAGGAGGUGGAGGUGCCCAUUCUAUCGCAGCAAGAGUGCCGUAACAGCAAUUAUGGAGAGCAUCGAAUAACUGACAACAUGAUUUGUGCUGGUUAUGUGGAACAGGGUGGCAAGGAUUCAUGUCAAGGUGACAGCGGCGGCCCAAUGCACGUUCUGGACGAUGGUCAGACCUAUCAACUGGCUGGCGUUGUUUCCUGGGGUGAAGGUUGCGCCAAACCCAAUGCUCCCGGUGUCUAUACUCGUGUCUCCAGCUUUAAUGAGUGGAUUUCAGCCAAUACACAAGAUGCCUGCUCGUGUACUCAAGCUCAAGAGCCGACUCCCGAGGAAACAUCUAUUAAUCCCAUCACUGAGCCGGAAGAGAAUUCGUCAACAAAUGCAAAUUCCGAAGAGGCAACUACUCCAGAAAUUGAAGAGGCCAAUAAAUUGGUCUAAAGCAAAAAGAAUUUUCAUUUAUUUGCAAUUUCAAUAAAGU